AUGACUUUCUCAGGAACCUCUGACGCUCUCGCGAAGCGUGCAGGAGGAGGACACGAGGAUCCCACCGCUGGCCUCGAGAACAUCGACGUGCAAAACUACCUGGGCCGCAUCUGGUGGUGCUUUGUAGUCGUCUUCGCCCUGUACCAGAUCAUCCUCUACUUCGUCCGCUACGUCCGCACUGUAUCAUGCCUCAACAACGACACGCAGCGUUACUUUUCCAUCCCCAACCGCCUGUAUGCUCGCUUCAAGAAGUCGUGCCUUGAUGCACCCCUCUGGCGCACUCGUCACCACCGCGAGUUCAAGAUGUCGGCUGCCAUCAACGUGGGAACCCUGCCCAGCCGUCUGCAGACCUUCUUCCUCGUUGGCUACCUCGCAGUCAACAUCGGCUUCUGCGUCUGGAAGAUCGACUACAGCAGCUUCUCUGCAGGUGCUAGCGAGCUUGUCAGCCGUUCGGGCGUCAUGGCCGUCAUCAACAUGAUUCCCCUCUUCCUGCUGGCCGGCCGCAACAACCCAGUCAUCAAGCUCACCGGCAUCUCUUUCGACACCAUGAACCUGAUCCACCGCUGGUUUGGACGGAUUGUCAUCCUCGAGGCCCUUGCCCACACCAUCAGCUGGAUGGCCAACAAGGUUCAGACCAAGGGCUGGUCUGCUGUCCAGGCAUCCAUCACCGGUAGCGAGUUCAUCAUGACCGGUUUCAUCGGCACUUGUGCAUUCACCUUCCUCCUCCUGCAGUCGCCGUCGCCUGUGCGCCACUCGUUCUACGAGGUUUUCUUGCACGGCCACAUUGUCGGCGCCGCGCUUGCGCUUGGUGCCGUGUGGGUUCACCUGAAGGAGCGCCCGCAGCAGCUGAUGCUGUACGGAGUUGUUGCCAUCUGGGCCGCCGAGCGCUUCAUGCGCUUUGCCCGUCUCAUCGUCAACAACGUCGGCAACGGUGGUUCCUCGGCUGAUGUCGAGGUCCUGCCCGGCGACGCUCUCCGUAUCACCGUCAAGAUGGCCCGUCCAUGGAGCUUCCGUCCCGGCCAACACGCCUACCUCUACAUGCCAUCCAUUGGUCUCUGGACAAACCACCCCUUCUCCAUCGCUUGGAGCGAGGAGGAAGAGGACCCCCACCACGUCGACGAGAAGAGCCUCCCCAUGAACAGCGCCGACCUUGCCCUGCAGAAGUCCAAGACCACCAUGUCCUUUAUCGUUCGCCGACGCACGGGCUUCACCGACAAGCUCUUCCGCAAGGCUGACCUCUCCGCCUCUGGCCGCUUCUCCACCACCUGCUACGCCGAGGGCCCGUACGGUGGUGAGGACCUCAGCUCGUAUGGCACAGUCAUGCUGUGGGCUGCAGGUAUUGGUAUCACUCACCAGGUGCCUCACGUUCGUGAUAUCGUCGCCGGCUAUGCCAACGGCACCGUCGCCACUCGCCGCCUCACCCUCGUCUGGAUCAUCCAGUCUCCUGAGCACCUUGAGUGGAUCCGAUCGUGGAUGACCCAGAUCCUCUCCAUGCCGCGCCGCCGCGAGAUCCUGAAGAUUCUUCUCUUCGUCACACGCCCUCGCAGCACAAAAGAGAUCCACUCGCCCUCGUCGAGUGUCCAGAUGUUCCCCGGCAGGCCUAACGUCCAGAGUCUUGUCGACCAGGAGAUGCAGGAGGGCAUUGGCGCUGCCUGUGUCACCACGUGCGGUACCGGUGGUCUCGCUGACGAGCUGCGCCGCGCCGUACGCAACCGCGAGCUGAACUGGAACGUCGACUUCCGCGAGGAAUCCUUCUCGUGGUAA
Messenger RNA from Ascochyta rabiei, 1764 nucleotides. RefSeq lists its product as uncharacterized. Lineage: Eukaryota; Fungi; Ascomycota; Dothideomycetes; Pleosporales; Didymellaceae. Gene Ontology annotation, molecular function: ferric-chelate reductase activity. Gene Ontology annotation, cellular component: plasma membrane. Gene Ontology annotation, biological process: intracellular iron ion homeostasis; iron ion transport; copper ion import. Bases 1 to 1764 code for a protein of 587 amino acids. The transcript is spliced from 3 exons. The record is from RefSeq and is a predicted model, not a curated record.